AUGGACCAAUUGAAGGGCGAUUUUUGUGUACCGAGAACGCGUCCAUCCACAUCUUCUGCGGACAAUAGACUAGACAACAAAUUAUUGGGUUGGAGAAUAAUUUUUAGGCUUAGAAAUGGAAUACUCAGAAGGCAAAAAAAACAUUUUCGACACCUGCUCUUCUUUGCUUUUCAUCGAGGUCAAAAAGUUGCCGAAGCAGCUCGGGACAUUUGCGACGGGUAUGGAGAAGGUGUCAUAAGCGAGUCUACAGCACGAAAAUGGUUUGCAAAAUUCAAAAAUGGCGACUUUAACGUCGAUGACAUGCCCCGCAGCGGAAGGCCUUCUGAAUUCGAUGAAGAACGUCUCAAAUCACUUUUGAAGGAGAACGGUCGCCAAACCAGUCGUGAAGUGGGGGAAAAAAUGAACUGCGAUCAUAAAACGAUUCCUAAUCACCUUCAUUCAAUUGGAUUUACCAAAAAAUUAGAAACCUGGAUGCCUCACGAGCUCAACGAAAACAACAAAGAAAGUCGCCUUCAAAUUUCUUCUCAGCAUCUUGCCCGCCAUCGAGCAACACAUGGUCAUAAACAGCGCUUUUUGUACCGAAUCGUCACGGGAGAUGAGAAAUGGUGCCUAUAUAUCAAUAUGAAGCAAAGAAAGGAGUGGGUGGCUCCAGGAGAUACGCCAAAGCCGAGAGUCAAGCCCCAUGUUACACAAGUCGUCAAAGCCGCACUCCAAGAGCUCGAAUGGGAGGUACUUCAGCAUCCACCGUAUUCUCCGGACCUUGCUUCGACCGAUUACCAUCUUUUCCGAUGCCUGUCAAACCAUAUGAAGGGCGUUACCUUUGAUAACAAAGAGGUCCUUAAAAACUGGCUCAACAACUUCUUUGACACCAGACCAGGCGAUUUUUGGCGGAACUGCAUCAACAAAUUGAUCGAGAGAUGGAAAGAG
This is a messenger RNA of Polistes canadensis, 927 nucleotides long. RefSeq names its product histone-lysine N-methyltransferase SETMAR-like. NCBI's taxonomy places the organism in Eukaryota, Metazoa, Arthropoda, Insecta, Hymenoptera, Vespidae. The record is from RefSeq and is a predicted model, not a curated record. The annotation marks the transcript as partial. The transcript has 3 exons. Gene Ontology annotation, molecular function: nucleic acid binding.